UGGGCAAAGCUACCAUGCGUUCCGGGAGCCGUGGGCGGUCCCGGCUACGGCUCGGGGAGCGCGGCCUCUUGGAGCCCCCCUCGCCGCCCAAGCGCCGCCUACUACCGCGGGCGCAGCUGUUGCCCCUGCUGCUGCUGGCGCUGGCCGUGGGCUCGGCGCUCUACACCAUCUGGAGCGGCUGGCAUCGGGGUACCGAGGAGCUGCCGGUAGGCCGGGAGCUGCGGGCCCCGGUGAUCGGAAGCCUCUCGGAAGCCCAGCUGCGGAGGGUGAUCGGGCAACUGGACCCGCAGCGUCUCUGGAGCAAUUAUCUGCGCCCCUUGCUGGUGGUGCGGACUCCGGGCAGUCCCGGCAGUCUCCAAGUCCGAAAGUUUCUGGAGGCCACACUGCGGACACUGACAGCCGGCUGGCACGUGGAGCUGGACCCCUUCACAGCCUCGACGCCCCUGGGGCUACUGAACUUUGGCAACGUGGUGGCCACACUGGACCGGGGGGCUGCCCGCCAUCUCACUCUCGCCUGCCAUUAUGACUCCAAGUUCUUCCCACCCAGCUCAGCUCCCUUCGUGGGAGCCACAGAUUCGGCUGUGCCCUGUGCCCUUUUGCUGGAGCUGGCCCAGGCCCUUGACCUGGAACUGAGCAGGGCCAAGGAGCAGGCAGCCCCAGUGACCCUGCAGCUGCUCUUCUUGGAUGGCGAAGAGGCGCUGAAGGAGUGGGGACCCAACGACUCCCUUUAUGGCUCCCGGCACCUGGCCCAGGUCAUGGAGUCUGCCCCCCACAGUCCUGGCCCCACCAGGAUCCAGGCUAUUGAGCUCUUGGUGCUUCUCGAUCUCCUGGGAGCCCCCCACCCAACCUUCUACAGUCACUUCCCGCGCACGGCCCGCUGGUUCCAUCGGCUGCGGAGUAUCGAGAAGCGUUUGCACCGUUUGAAUCUGCUGCAGGCUCAUCCCCAGGAAGUGAUGUACUUCCAGCCCGGGGAGCCCCCUGGAUCUGUGGAAGAUGACCAUGUCCCCUUCCUCCGCCGAGGGGUUCCGGUGCUCCACCUCAUCUCCACACCCUUCCCCUCUGUCUGGCACACGCCUGCCGACACUGAGGCCAACCUUCACCCUCCCACGGUACACAACCUGAGCCGCAUCCUCGCUGUCUUCUUGGCUGAAUACCUGGGGCUCUAGCCUGCCGAGCUGAUCCCCGAUGGGGAGACUUCACUCUGAGGGAGAAGUGCCCAGCAGGGGACAUGCCAAGAGCACCUGGAGCCUGCGGAUCUCAGACUAGGCACGCCUCGGAUGUGCUGGUUUAUCCUCUGUGACACCUUUGGCUCCUCCUUGUGCUAUGACUGGAAGAUCCUCUUUCCGCCGACCCUCUCGAGCCACCUCCCUUCAAAGACUUGGAAGAGACCACCAUGGUGGCAAGGACCAUAGGAGUAAGCUUGGCCCCUGCCCUGAGGGAAACGCUUGGUCUGAAGGUUGACAAGGCUGAAUGCUCUUCUCAUUUGUGGACUGGCGUCUCAGCAACACCUUCUGACUAAAUUUAUCAGCUCCUUCUCCAGGAUGCCAGCCUUGGUGCUGCAUGGUCCAAACCUACCUCCAUGUGAAUACACCACAUGGGGCCCACAGAGCAUGUGCUUGUAAGCAGGGAACAGAGAUGGAAGCCAAUAUUUGGGAAAACCAGAUUCUGCCACACCCAAUGGGCAAGAAAACAGCGUUUCUGCAAAACAUGUUCUGCAGAACUAGCGUAAAUAUGUGUUGCAAUAAAAAAAGGGGACCAGAGAUCAAGGAAGUGGGGUGAGAUGUUAAACAAGUUUCCUCACUGUAGUGUCAGUUUUCAAGAGUAGGACAGAAAACAGGGAGUCGCCUGGUGGUGGAAUGGUUAAGCGCUCGGCUUCUAAUCAACAAGGUUGGCAGUUCAAACCCACCCAGCGGCUGCAUGGGAAAAAGACUUGGUCUGCUUCAUAAAGAUUACAGUCUAGAAAACCCUGUGGGGCAGGCUACUCUGUCAUAUGGGGUUGCUAAGAGUUGAAAUCAACUUGAUGACUCCCAACAACAGAACAGUGUUUCCCUAAAAUAUUUGACCAUGGAACCUCUCUACCUGGAAGCACCUCACAGAACUAGGGCACCUCGGAAUAUACUAGGGGAAAUGAGGGUUUUGGAAGUUAGAGAACAUUUAUGAGAGGAAAGGUAUACUAGACCUAGAUUCACUGCAAACUAGUUCUGCCAAAAGUUCCUUUCCCUUUCAUCUGUGGGUACAGGAGUGCGCAAUGAUGGGUGUCACUACAACUCUAGUGAUGGCCUGAGGAAGUGUUUCCCCACCCUAAUUAUCAGACUCAGCUAAGCUGCCUACUGGAAAAUGCAGACUCUCAGGCCCCACCCCAGACCUAUCCAAUCAGAACUCCAGGGAGGAGCUGGGACCCUGUAACAAGCACUUGAAGGAGUCACAUGAUCAGCAAAGUUUGGAACAUGACAUCCUUAAGGAUACAGUAUGCUGUGUUCACAGCUGUUUAGCACAUGUUCUCAAAAGCGCUCUCUAGAAGGAAAGCCCCAUGGGCUCUGCACCUGCUGGUUUUGUGAUUUCCAUGGGGACUGGGUGGGCAGCAGGGCUGCCAGGAUGGAGGGUUAUUCAACAGGGAAGGUGAGCAUCGGCCUUCCAGCCAACUAAAGGCCGGAGGAGACUCAAAAGAAAGCUCGAGGAUAUCAAAUGAGAGCGGAUAAAGAAAAGGUCCUCAAUUCAGCUUCUCCCACAAUAAAAUCCAAACCAAACCUGCUGCCGUCAUAUUGAUUCCAGCUCAUGGCAACCCUGUGUGUUACAGAGAAGAACUGCUCCAUAGGAUUUUCCCGGCUGUAAUUUUUACAGAAGCAGAUUGCCAGGGCUUUCUUCCAUGGCACCACUGGGUGGGUUGGAACCACCAACCUUUAGGUUACUAGUCAAGUGCAAACCAUUUGCACCACACAGUAGCUUACAUUUACUAGGUUCCUACUAUAUGGCAGGCACUAUGAGCGCUUUAUAUAUAUCAACUCAUUGGUAAUCUCCCCCCACAUCCUGAGGUAGGCACAAUUGCAGUUCUCACUGCAGAUGAGGUGGCUGAGGCUGAGAAUUGUGAAGAAUCAGUCACUGACAGAACCUAGGCUCACCGCCAACUGUUAACCCCUUGUCUUGCCUCCCUUCCAAAAAAUGACCUGUGCUGGAGUAAGUUUGCUGACAUUUUAAUUGGCUGUAAGGCAGAGUGGGGUUGAGCUGGGGGCUGGGGGGACAUUAAUAGGUUCUGAGAGGUGGAAUUGACAGAUGUCCAGAGUUCAGAAAGGGAAGCUGACAGUGACAUCACCAGCCAGGGUGGUGAGGGGGGUCCAAAAACCACAGGGUUGGUACUAACGUUUGUUGUUCAUUUGUGUGGCAGAUGAUGGGGCCCAGUGCUUAAAACACGCUAUCUCACCUCUGCCUCAUGGAGAGAGUUGGUUGUGAUUCACAGUGACCCUAUGCACAACAGAACAAAACACUGCCCAGUCCUGUGCCAUCUUCACAAUUGUUGUUAUGCUUGAGCCCACUGUUGCAGCCACUGUGUCAAUCCAUCUGGU
This is a messenger RNA of Trichechus manatus latirostris (Florida manatee), 3560 nucleotides long. RefSeq names its product glutaminyl-peptide cyclotransferase like (gene QPCTL). The transcript has 7 exons. Bases 15 to 1166 code for a protein of 383 amino acids. The record is from RefSeq and is a predicted model, not a curated record. Gene Ontology annotation, molecular function: zinc ion binding; glutaminyl-peptide cyclotransferase activity. NCBI's taxonomy places the organism in Eukaryota, Metazoa, Chordata, Mammalia, Sirenia, Trichechidae.